AUGGACUCACUGAUGGAUGGGAAUCACACUGCAGUGACCGAAUUCAUUUUAUUGGGCUUAACAGAUGAUCCAAUCCUUCGAGUCAUCCUCUUCAUGAUCAUCCUGUGCAUCUACCUGGUCACUGUAUCUGGUAAUCUCAGCACAAUCAUUCUUAUCAGACUCUCCUCUCAGCUCCACCAUCCCAUGUACCUUUUUCUGAGCCACUUGGCUUUUGCGGACAUAGGCUAUUCAUCAUCUGUCACACCUAAUAUGCUGGUAAACUUCCUGGUGGAGAUGAACACAAUCUCCUACCUUGGAUGUGCCAUUCAGCUUGGUUCUGUUGUUUUCUUUGGAUCAAGUGAGUGCUUUCUUCUGGCUGCCAUGGCAUAUGAUCGCUUUGUGGCAAUCUGUAACCCACUGCUUUACUCAACCAAAAUGUCCACAAGAGUCUGUGUUCUUUUACUUCUAGUUGCUUACACAGGUGGUUUUCUUAACACUUGCUCUUUCACUCUUUGCUUCUAUUCUUUACUUUUCUGUGGACCAAAUCAGGUCAAUCAUUUUUUCUGUGAUUUUGCUCCUCUAGUUGAGCUCUCCUGUUCUGAUGUCAGUGUCCCUGCAGUUGUUCCCUCAUUUUCAGCUGGCUCCAUCAUUGUGGUCACAGUGAUUGUCAUAGCCGUUUCCUACAUCUACAUCCUCAUCACCAUCCUGAAGAUGCGCUCCACUGAGGGGCACCGCAAAGCCUUCUCCACCUGCACCUCGCACCUCACUGCAGUCACCCUGUUCUAUGGGACCAUUACCUUCAUUUAUGUGAUGCCCAAGUCCAGCUACUCCACUGACCAGAACAAGGUGGUGUCUGUGUUCUACAUGGUUGUGAUCCCCAUGUUGAACCCCCUCAUCUACAGCCUCAGGAACAAGGAAAUCAAAGAGGCUUUGAAGAGAGAGCUUGGUAGAAAAUAUUCUAUUAGUGACAUUUGUUAUUUUGUAAGAUGA
This is a messenger RNA of Chinchilla lanigera (long-tailed chinchilla), 969 nucleotides long. RefSeq names its product olfactory receptor 478. The record is from RefSeq and is a predicted model, not a curated record. The transcript has a single exon. NCBI's taxonomy places the organism in Eukaryota, Metazoa, Chordata, Mammalia, Rodentia, Chinchillidae. Gene Ontology annotation, biological process: sensory perception of smell; G protein-coupled receptor signaling pathway. Gene Ontology annotation, cellular component: membrane. The coding region runs from base 1 to 969 and encodes 322 amino acids. Gene Ontology annotation, molecular function: olfactory receptor activity; odorant binding; G protein-coupled receptor activity.